AGUGUACAGAAAAUAAUCCGGUACGACGAGCGUAUGCGGUUUCCUAGCGAUUGGCGAAGCGCACCUGUUGUGAAUCGUGUGAAGGAAGAAUUACAAUCGUCACACAUUACUAGACACGGCCCUGUAUUCAUAUCUAAGAAGAGGUGUGCAUGGCAUAAGGAUCAACAAUAGGGAAUCAGGGCAUAGUUGUUCACCAGAACUUGACAGAUACCGGACCCCAAAGAUGUCUUCAGACAAACAGGAUGUAGCUCGUUCGAAGGCAGCCAAGCUGUUGAAACGCCAUGGCAGCGCAUCCUCACUCAUGAGUGGCAGUGAAUUUGGUGCCAGGAUCAAACCUGCUGGGUCUGUCAGCACAGUAUCAUUCAUCGAUGAGCCUCAUGAUAGCUCAAGACAUGGACCGGUAAGAUUAGAGCCUACCUAUCAGCUCGGACCAGUCAAGAAGUUCCCUGUCACAACCGUGAAGAGUAUGCUCAAAGAGACGAUGGAGGGCUACUUGCAGGAUAAGAGAUACGAGCCGGAGUGGUGUAAAAAGAUGACCAAGACUAUUUCAGAUGACUUGAAAGCUCAAGUGAAAGACCUGAUGCUGCCUCGAUACAAGAUCAUUGUCUUAGUUCACAUCGGACAGUUACAGGACCAGGGGUUAAAGGUCAGUAGUCGCUGUCUGUGGGAUUCAUCCAAUGACACUUCUGCGUCCUACGAAUUCAGGAACAGCAGUUUAUUUGCUGCAGCGAUGGUUUAUGGUGUGUAUUAUGAAUAAGAAAGUGGAUGCAAUCCAGUAUAUUUAUACACAGACAGGUAUGAUAUGUGAUCUGCUGGCCCAAAACCGUAAAUAAGUCCCUGGAAUAUAUACCAGUGUUAUAUGUAGUUUAUUUUUUUACUAAAGAGUCCUAACUAUCCAGUGAUAUUAAUCUGUUAGAACCAACUUGAUUAUCAUGUUAUAUUAAGAGCAAGAGGUUCCCACUUUCUGAGAAUUCCCAUUCUAUUUGGUCCAUUGUCUUAUAAUUAUUUGGACCAGUGUUCAUAGAAUUAUACAAACUUUACUCCAUGUUGAAGAAGGCAAGGUUUAGUUCACUGAUAUAUUGAGAACCAUACAAGACUCAAACCUCUUCAUUAUGUAAAAUUGCCACAAACUGUCAAUAAAUGAAAAAUCAAAAUCAUGUUUAUAUUCAGCAUCCAUCUGGGUGAAACAUCAUGCUCUCAUGUCUCAUGAAGCAUGUGCUGCAAAAUCUAAAAAUAUCACUUUCAUUUCAUGACUACCAGGGUAUACAUUUGAUUUACUUGGUUUGAUACACAAUUGCAUUUAUUUGUACAAAAUAAAGAAAUUGACACUUUGGGGCUCCAUACAUUAAUGAAGUAUGUUAAACCUUGUUUAACUUGGUCCACCUUUAUACAUACACCUUGAUGUUUUCUUGAGCCACUGGGUCACUUAUAUGAUCUUCUACAGAAGUAAUGCAAGAUUCAAUGAUCUUUCAGAGAAAUUAUUUAAAUCUAUAUUGCCUUAAAUCCUUUAUUAUGUGUAGUCCAUGGCUGUUGAAGGCAAUAAUACAUAAUUGAUGAAUUGAUACAAUGUGAAUUUAGCUGUCAUUACUUGGCAUGUAUAAUAGGCAUAGUGGCGGAACAAUAGCAUUGCCUUAAAUUAUAUUUACUAAUGCAUAUUACACAUAAUUUGAAUAUUUCUCCAACAUGAUACCUAAUUGAUAUUAAAAAAAGAGAAUACUACAUAUGAUGGUAUCAUGUUCAAGUUGAAUCAUUGUUAUAACUUGGGAAUAAACUGUAUUAUUUAUUUUUAGUCUUCAGUCAACAUCCAACUGAGACGUGAUGUGACAUUUGGCUAUCUCAAUAUUUAAUUGAGAUUGACAUAAUUCCUAUUACCGGUACAAUAUAAAUCCAUGGAUGGUGCCUUCAUUUAUAUUUUUUGUUAUGCCUUCCAUUCAAGAUAAUUCAUGGAUUUGAUUUUGUUUUUAAAUUUGAGUGCUGUAAAUCAAUGCCAUUUGUAUUGCUGUAUAAGAUAAUUAUAAUAAAUCAAGGAUUUUAUUUCAUCAUUCAAAAUUUCUUUAAAUGUACAUUUCAAUAUUGCGAAAACAGGGUCUAGGUAGUUUUUCAUUGAAUAAGCCAAAUGAAAAAUUACAGAAGGGGUUGUUUCUCAAAUGUGUAUAAUAUAUAUGAUUGCUGUAAAUGCUGAUGACAUGCUAAAGAAAAAUAGUGAAAUUGGAAAGAUUUCACUAUAUAUUGAAGUGAAUGUAUUGAGGGUGUUGGUGAAAGGUUUUAUUCUUGGCUUUGGGCUAAUCAAGUUUUAUAUUCUAUCAUUCUGUAUGAAAAAUUAAAGUAUUAAAGGCAGGGUAUGUCAUUGUCAUUGCUACCACUGCUGCAGUGUAGGCGUACAAGUAAUUUCUGGUUCCUGCACCCAAGCAUCAUCAUGGGUUCAUCAUCAUUUGGUGAUGCAUUUUGGGAUAUGGCUGUCGACACAUCGUGACGGUCUGAGCAGCAGAUGGCAGUAUAUAAAUCUGAAGUAUUGUUUGCAGAAUACCCUGCCUUUAAUUUGAGGAUUUGGACACCUCAAAUUGUUUGGAAGCAAUAAUAGAGGUCCUUCUCAAUUAGAUUGUUUUCAUCAUCUCCUCCUUCAUGGAAUAAAGAUGUCAUAUCAUUUGUACAUAGUCUAUCUCAUGAAGGAACAGAAUUGACAUCUUCAUUGUAAAAAUUAUCUGAAAUUAUCUCUUUCUAUACAACUUUAAUCCUGCUCCAUUUUCCACAACUCUAUAGUACUCUUUUUGUACAGCUCAUGUAGAAAAUGUAUAGUUAAUGUUAAGUGUGUGAUGUAAGAUUAUAAAUGACAUGUAGUGUUUUGAUACGUAAAUGUAGAUCAUGCUUUGUAAAUUUAAUCGUGUAUAAUAUUUACGUGUGUGGAUACAUGUAUUCAGUGGUUGUCACCAGAAUCAGGUGGAUGUAAUUUCUUUGUAUAUACAUAGUAACAACUUUGUGUAGAUCAGAACAAAUCUUGUUUAGCUUUAAUUAUGUGCAUCUCAGUCUCUCGUCUUACCGAAAAAGAUGUUGGGAUAUAAACUGAGCCAUUGAAAUACCAGAACACUCUUAUAGUAAGUCAAAAAUGUGGUGUCAAUAAGUAAGUCAAAUCAAUAUCAAAGGUCUUUCAAAGUUUCAUAACACUUUUAAUGAAACGUAACAUGUUAGUGAAGUAUGAUGUUGUAAAUCUUUUAUGAAUUUAUUUGUUCAUUAUCAUGCUCAUAAACAUAUCAAAGCAUAUAUAGUUCAUAUACAUUAUAUGUUCUUUUUCUUUAAUUUGAGAUAUUUUUGCAAUGAUACAUAUAAUGUAAUUUGAAGUGCUGUAUUACAGUAUUACUACAGUUUAAUUGGUAUACAGUAUUGUAUAUCACAUAUGUCAUUAGUGGAAAAUUAAUUUCAUUAUUGAUCAUUCCAACUCUUUUCUAUCUACUGAAAUUCAUAAUGUAUUAACAUUUGUUAGUUUUAUUUAGUACUUCCGUAAAAUUUUCAACAACAACCCCGGACAUGAAUAAAAUGCAUUUCUGAAGAUGUUGAAAAUAAUACAUCGCUACAAGUCGGAAAGAAAAAAAAUCAAUAUCUUUUGACCUUUUCAGCAUUCUGUAGGAUCUUCUAUAUCAAGCUAUAAUGAUUGGGGUUAUUGUGAAACCUGGUAAUACCCUUCUGUAUAUA
Strongylocentrotus purpuratus (purple sea urchin) is the source of this 3687-nucleotide messenger RNA. RefSeq names its product tctex1 domain-containing protein 1-B (gene tctex1d1). The record is from RefSeq and is a predicted model, not a curated record. Bases 224 to 757 code for a protein of 177 amino acids. Lineage: Eukaryota; Metazoa; Echinodermata; Echinoidea; Camarodonta; Strongylocentrotidae. Gene Ontology annotation, biological process: microtubule-based movement. Gene Ontology annotation, molecular function: dynein intermediate chain binding. The transcript is spliced from 4 exons. Gene Ontology annotation, cellular component: cytoplasm; cytoplasmic dynein complex.